GUGAAGAAAAAGAAAAAGCUUUUUUUAUUGACAUUUUAAACAACACAGAACACCGGAGGACAUUCUUGUAAAUGAAGCCUCUGCUGGAAACACAGCCAUCACAAAAUCCAACCGUUUUCAGUUUUCCUGCGAGCUCUGCCACUUCUUUCUUCAUGGCUUCCAACCUCUCCUUCACCGCCAUCACUGACUUUCCACUUACACUUGGAAAAUUCCCAAACCACCCUCAAAGAAUCCAUCCCUUUCCUCUUCUACCUCUCAAUACCUCUUCCGAGUAUGGCUCUUUUAAGUGCUUUGCUAGCUCUAGAAGAAGGGUGACGUCACCAUUAGUUGCUCAUGCGGUGAAAGAAGAAGUGAUUGAUCAGUCACCAAAUUCAGAGGCUACCCUUGGCUCUGAAACCACCCCUCCUUCUUCCUCCAAGCUUGUUCUCGUCGUUGGUGGCUCUGGUGGCGUUGGGCAGCUUGUAGUGGCAGCAUUGCUACACCGGAAUAUUAAAUCACGUUUGUUACUGCGAGAUCCGGAGAAAGCAGUAGCACUGUUUGGCAAGCAAGAUGAGGAGAAAAUGCAGGUAUAUAAAGGAGACACUCGGAACCCAGAGGAUCUAGAUCCAUCUUUGUUUGAGGGAGUCACACAUGUGAUCUGCUGCACUGGGACAACAGCUUUUCCUUCAAGGCGAUGGGAUGGAGAUAAUACACCAGAAAGAACAGAUUGGGAGGGUGUCAGGAAUCUUGUUUCUGCAUUGCCCUCAACACUUAAAAGAAUUGUUCUUGUUUCAUCAGUUGGCGUAACCAAAUUCAACGAACUACCAUGGAGCAUUAUGAAUCUUUUUGGCGUUCUCAAGUAUAAGAAAAUGGGGGAAGAUUUUGUUCUCAAAUCUGGUCUUCCAUUUACUAUAAUCAGACCUGGUAGAUUAACAGAUGGGCCUUACACAUCAUAUGAUCUAAAUACCUUGCUCAAAGCUACUGCUGGGAAAAGGCGUGCAGUUGUCAUUGGUCAAGGAGAUAAGCUUGUUGGAGAAGUUAGCAGAAUUGUGGUGGCUGAAGCUUGCAUUCAGGCAUUGGACAUAGAAUUUACCGAAGAUGAAAUUUAUGAAAUCAACUCAGUUGAGGGAGAAGGUCCUGGAUGUGAUCCGCAAAAGUGGAAAGAGCUAUUCAAAAAUCCUCAAUCACAAUGAUGUCCUUCGAUGAGAAAUGUGGAGAGAAGUAUACAAACUAUAUACACUGUCCAGUUGAAUCUGAUGACUUUCAGAGCUUGUAUAGUAUUCUUCUUUGUUUUAACAAUUAAAGACAGGCAUAUGCACAAUCCUGUGAACACAGAAGAUUGCAUCACUACUUUGUUGUUAAUGUAAAUGAAAAGCUAAAAGGGGGGGGGGUCAUUUUUUUUUUCAA
Populus nigra (black poplar) is the source of this 1386-nucleotide messenger RNA. Its product is annotated as sanguinarine reductase. The transcript is spliced from 9 exons. The record is from RefSeq and is a predicted model, not a curated record. The coding region runs from base 72 to 1172 and encodes 366 amino acids. Lineage: Eukaryota; Viridiplantae; Streptophyta; Magnoliopsida; Malpighiales; Salicaceae.